AUGUCGACCGUGUCCCUCCCGCUCGGUUAUACGUCUGCUUUGACAGCAGAAUAUCUACGAAAUCUGGCCCGAAGAUGGAAUAUUUCGUUCAAGUCAGAAGAGGAGGAAGCCGCCUAUCUCCUCCUCCUGCAGUCGGCAGAGGCUGUCCAUCGUGAAGUUCAGGACCUACCUGACUUCAGCGAGCCAAACCUCCAACCUAUUGCCACUAGCGAGGAUCGUCUAUUUUGGAGACCUGAUCCACAAGCCAACACCCACAACGCAUGGAGCCAUCGAACCUGUAUUCGCGCUGCCCAGCCGACAUCAUCAUUGCUGGAAGGUCGAAAAAUUGCGGUCAAGGAUAACAUCAGCGUGGGGGGACUCCCCACUACUGUUGGAGCAUUCGCGACUUUGGUCUCUAGGGACGCUCAAUUUCCAAUUUCGCCCAUUGAUGCGACAGUCGUGAAGCGCGUACUGGAAGCUGGAGGGCUUAUCAUGGGAACCGCUACUUGCGAAAUGUAUUCGGCUGCACCCAUCUCUUCAACAUCUGCGAGCGGUCCUGUGCACAAUCCUUGGGCAUAUGGCUAUACCAGCGGAGGAAGCAGCAGUGGUUGUGGAAGCCUGAUGGGCAUGAAUGUUAUCGAUCCAAGUCAGUCGAAUUUCGGCGAUAGGGCGGACCUGGCAAUCGGUAGUGACCAAGGCGGUUCGAUUCGGAUCCCCGCCUCCUAUAACGGGGUUUACGGGCUGAAGCCAACACAUGGCCUCGUUCCAUACACCGGAGCAAUGACUUUGACCCCUAUGAUCGAUCACUUGGGCCCUAUGGCUACCUCGGUGAAAGACAUUGCCGUCCUACUCCAUGUACUGGCUGGUUACGAUGGAUAUGAUCCGCGCAUGACACCUGAGUCGCCGCUGCGUAGCGCUGUUCCAGAUUACCCUGCUAUUCUGGACGAAGUUCAAGCCGAUCAAGGCUCUAAACUUCGAGUCGGGAUUUUGAAAGAGGCAUUUGAGAUCCCUAGCAUGUCGGACGAGGUUCGCACGGGCGUUUAUAAUGCGGCGUGCGAAUUUUUUAGAGCAGUUGGCGCGACUGUAUCCGAGGUUUCUGUGCCAUUACAUGCUCAAGGCCCGGCAAUCUGGACAGCUGCCACCAGAGUGUCUAUGAGCGAUUGGGGAUGCCAAUCGCUGAUGCCAGGUUUUCUCUCUUACGUGCCGCCGCAUAUCGAAUUUCGGUGGCCUCCUGAUCAGGGAAUGCACGACCUGCUGACUGACAAGAAUCCUAGCAUCAUGAACCUGAUAUUCUCGGCCACUUAUCUCAAGGAGAGCUGCCCCGCGCAGCUGGUAGCCAAGUCCCAUCGUAAGGUGUUUGAGCUGAGAAGGGCCUACGAUGAUGCCCUUGACAAAUUUGACGUACUUAUCACACCAACCACUCCAACAGUGGCUUUUCCACAUCCGAGCGGUCUUACGGAGAGGGUGAAGGCAGCUGUCGGGAUUGUAGCAAAUACGUGCCCGUUUAACGUGACUGGCCACCCAGCUAUGAGUGUUCCUUGCGGCUUUGGAGGUGCCGACCCGAGACUCCCUUUCGGAAUGCAGAUCAUUUCAAGGCGCUGGGGCGAAGAAAAGAUACUCCGUGCUGCAGCGCUGUUUGAGCUAGGGAGAGAGUUAGUGGAUAACUAG
This is a messenger RNA of Aspergillus vadensis CBS 113365, 1647 nucleotides long. RefSeq names its product putative amidase. The transcript has 2 exons. Gene Ontology annotation, molecular function: catalytic activity. The record is from RefSeq and is a predicted model, not a curated record. NCBI's taxonomy places the organism in Eukaryota, Fungi, Ascomycota, Eurotiomycetes, Eurotiales, Aspergillaceae. Bases 1 to 1647 code for a protein of 548 amino acids.